Molecule: messenger RNA, 1183 nt
Organism: Amoebophrya sp. A25
Lineage: Eukaryota; Dinophyceae; Syndiniales; Amoebophryaceae
Source: the annotation of a GenBank genome assembly
AGUACUUCAUGCUGUUCACGUAUUAGACUUUUGGUUCUUCGCAGUGAAAAUCGAAAAUAGCACUGCGAUGUAGUAGCAGUAUCUGCAGUGGUGUGGCAGAUCGUGCUAGUCGCAGUGCAGCAGCAGUCGGGCAAAUGUUUAUGGAGGGAUUUGCCAGAAGCGUUGACUAUUAUAUUAUACUUAUUAACAAUACUCACAAUGAAUAUUAUGAAGCUAAAGCGAUAAAAACAAAAUGAGUAAAACUGUCUUCCUUGUGUCGUAAGUAAUUGUAACUAGUACUGCUAGCGUUUUUUAUUGUAGCCACCGAGUUCGUCCUUUUCGCACUUAUAAUUGAGGUCUGACUGUAAGGGAGAUUGCGUUUUCCAGUAGUUUUGUGAUGGGCUAGCUUAUGCUUCAACUCUAAAUCGAAGAGCAGGAGACCACUACGAGAAGCGAGCCUGGCUUUGGGCGCGACCAGAGACCUUGGUGGGAUCGGACGCGACCAGAGGCCAGCAUGAUCAUGGUGUCGAAGAUGGGAGUGUGCUAGUAUCGUAAUGGAGUUCUGGGGUGGGAUUGUUGCAGUUUGUGCUGCUACAUUUUUUGGCAAGAAGAAGAAGACUUUUUGUUUUCUAUCCCGCGACGGACCAGCGGCGCUUCCUCUACUACAGGGGAGGAAUGUGUGGGAAAGUGCCUAGUCUUAUGGCUGGUCUAUUUUUUUGAGUGCGCGCAAAAUGUGAGCAAGUAGUAUGUAGUUUGGUGUCGUUCCCGCAUUAGGAGGAUAAUUAUUAUAGUAGGUUCCCUAAUCAAAGUGGUAUCGGAGGCUUCGUUCAGGCUGGGCGACUCCUGGGAAAAAUCACAUCAACACAGAGUAACGAAGAUAAGGCCUAGGAUGUGGCCCCUGUAUAGUUUCUUCUAAUGUAGAUGAAGAAGUCUCUAGAAUUCCUUCGGCGUCGAGUUUGAUUAUGUCGAGGGACGGACUUAUACUAGACGAUAAGACUCGCACUGUGCGAAAAGUCUCUCCACAUUGAGGCGAGGACGAGAGUCAGCUGUAGUUGCAACCACAACAGAGGGAAGUGAAGACUUCUCCUUGCGUAUUUUUUCUAAUCUGCGUUUGCUGACAGACGCAAUUGCAGCAGGCCGCGAUAGGGAGCAGACGAAAGCCGCGUCGAGCUGUCGCCCUCUUGCUUCGAUAUUGAUACUCGCU